UGCAAUCUGCAGACUCCUCAGAGUUUGGUUUGGAUUCUUUGCUAAACACUUGCAGGAAUCAAACUACAAGAAGAACACAACUGUCAAAGAGAUUGUGGGAUUGUUUCUCAAAUAUGAAAUAUUUCACUUGGAUUAGUGCUCUCUCAUUCCUGUUAUACUUUUCAUUGGGGACAGCAGAUUACAGGCAAAGAAGACAAAUCCCAGCUCAGAGUCUGACAGGUGUGUGUCGCUAUGGCAGCAGACUGGAGUGUUGCUUUGGCUGGAAGAAAAACAGCAAAGGCCAUUGUGAAGCUCAGUGCGACCUGGGAUGCAAACAUGGCGAGUGUGUCGGUCCAAACAAAUGCAAGUGCUUCUCUGGAUACAGUGGAAAGACGUGUAGUCAAGAUCUGAACGAGUGCGGUCUAAAGCCUCGACCCUGUGAACAUCGAUGCAUGAACACGUUUGGCAGCUAUAUGUGCUACUGUUUAAACGGGUACAUGCUAAUGCCCGACGGAUCCUGUGCGAACUCGAGGACGUGCUCUUUGGCUCAUUGUCAGUACGGCUGCGAGGAGGUUCAGGGAGAGAUUCGCUGUCUAUGUCCUUCUGCUGGUCUUCAGCUGGGACCUGAUGGAAAGACCUGUGUCGAUAUUGAUGAAUGUGCAACUGGCAAAAACCAGUGUCCAUUCAAUCGCCAGUGUACCAACACGUUUGGAAGCUACUACUGCAAAUGCCAGGGUGGUUACAAUCUCAAAUAUGUCAAUGGCAAAUACAGCUGCGUUGAUAUAAAUGAGUGUGCUGCCAGCAUACAUAAGUGUUCUCACCAUGCAGAGUGCAUUAACACACACGGAUCCUACAAGUGUAAAUGCAAACAGGGUUUCCGUGGUAGCGGAUUCGACUGUUCAGUCAAGCCUUUUUAUCACAGGUCCUGGGAUGCUGAUAAAGGCAGUACUCAUGAGUUUCUCAAUGCGAUUCCUGAUGCCCCCAACAAGCUCCGUAUUCUGGGGGGCAAAUUUGACAACACCAUCCCAGAGUCUGUGGUGACCGAGUCUCCAAGACAUCACUUGCAGCCCUUUGACUAUGGUGGCGAGGUCUACGUCAGCCCUUCAGAGGAAACUCCAGUAUUUCCUGAGGAAGAGAAGUUUUACGAUGAGGAAGAUGAGGAGGAAGAGGGAGAAGACACGGGAAAUCAGCUGGAAGGCGAGGAGCUGAAUGCCAGAGAUGUUUUCUUUCCAGAUGACUUUGUGCCUGUUUAUGGUCCAGACACAGAACCCAAAGAGAUUCAAGCAGCACCACUGAGGGAAAGGUUCCUGACCGACUGUAAUUUUGAUCACGGUGCGUGUGAAUGGGUUCAGGAUAAUGAAAAUGAUAUGGACUGGACCAUCAAGUAUCAUGAAAAUGGAAGAGAAUACUACCUGGCUCUGCACGGUCUUAUUGGCAACAGGAAGGAGCAGGCGAGGAUGAAGCUGCUUCUGGAUGAUUACAUGCGUCAGAGCAUCUUCUGUCUUAAAUUCGAUUACCGUAUCCUGGGACAGAACAUGGGCGUCUUACGAGUGACGUCGGACAGAAGUGCCUUUGCCAUAUGGGAGAGAAGACAGAGUCACAACCAGGAUUGGCAAACAGAAAAUAUUACAAUCACCUGGACAGAAACAGCUCCAGAAGCGCUCAUCUUUGAGGCCGAGCGGGGAAAGUCAGUCACCGGAGAGAUCGGACUGGAUCAUGUAGUUCUCUUCUCAGGACCCUGUUCAGAUGAUAAAGUCUUUUAAGGACACUGCAAAGGACAUCGUUUUGUGUUUGUGUAUGUGUGCCCUUUCAAAUCAUAUUGACAGCAAUAAAAAAAGACAGAUUUUGCUGUUGCUCUCAUGAAAAGCAUGUAAUAACUGUAUAUGCAUAUGAAAAAUAUGAUGAUACAUUCACGUAAGUGUUAUUAAUGUUAUGUUCUUUUUUAUUUUGGUAUCCCCUUUUCUCCCCAAUUCGGAAUGCCCAAUUCCCACUACUUAGUAGGUCCUUGUGGUGGUGCGGUUACUCACCUCAAUCCGGGUGGUGGAGGACAAGUCUCAGUUGCCUCCGCUUCUGAGACCGUCAAUCCGCGCAUCUUAUCACGUGACUCGUUGUGCAUGACACCGCGGAGACUCACAGCAUGUGGAGGCUCAUGCUACUCUCAGCGAUCCACGCACAACUUACCACACGCCCCAUUGAGAGCGAGAGCCACUAAUCGCGACCACGAGGAGGUUACCCCAUGUGACUCUACCCUCCCUAGCAACCAGGCCAGUUUGGUUGCUUAGGAGACCUGGCUGGAGUCACUCAGCACGCUCUGGAUUCGAACUCACGACUCCAGGAGUGAUAGUCAGCAUCAAUACUCACUGAGAUACCCAGACCCCCAUUAUUGUUAUGUUCUUAAGUUUUCUGAAAGGUUUGUAGGUAGUUACCAUUCACUAUUUGUAUAAUUAUAUAAACAUUGUAACGCUAUAACAGCUGUAAAGUUUGCUUUAAUGUUGCCUUACAUUAAAAUGUAUU
Myxocyprinus asiaticus (Chinese sucker) is the source of this 2493-nucleotide messenger RNA. RefSeq names its product EGF-like-domain, multiple 6 (gene egfl6). The record is from RefSeq and is a predicted model, not a curated record. Gene Ontology annotation, cellular component: membrane. The transcript has 13 exons. Lineage: Eukaryota; Metazoa; Chordata; Actinopteri; Cypriniformes; Catostomidae. The coding region runs from base 114 to 1742 and encodes 542 amino acids. Gene Ontology annotation, molecular function: calcium ion binding.